Onychostruthus taczanowskii (white-rumped snowfinch) is the source of this 3154-nucleotide messenger RNA. RefSeq names its product protein arginine methyltransferase 9 (gene PRMT9). The transcript has 13 exons. Gene Ontology annotation, biological process: peptidyl-arginine methylation. NCBI's taxonomy places the organism in Eukaryota, Metazoa, Chordata, Aves, Passeriformes, Passeridae. Gene Ontology annotation, molecular function: protein binding; protein-arginine omega-N monomethyltransferase activity. Bases 475 to 3006 code for a protein of 843 amino acids. The record is from RefSeq and is a predicted model, not a curated record.
CGCGGCCUGGGAGCGCCGCUCCGCGCCCGGCCCCUGACGGCUGGCCCUGGAGCCCGUGACGGACGAUCCUGGAGCAGGUGGGGGAUGGCCCUGGAGCAGGUGGUGCCCGGGAACAGGUGAUGCCCGGGAGCAGGGGAAGCCCCACCUCCCCCCGCAGCCGGCCGGGCAGCCCCUCGUGGAGCAGCGCCUGGAGCCCUGCGGCCCCUCGGCCGCCCUGCCCUGCCCCGAGGCGAGCGGCAAGGCCUCUCCGGCUUUGGUCUGCGUUGUGUUAUUUAUUUUACUGUAUCUUUAGGAAAACAACAAACAAAAAAAGUCUAGUCGGAAUGGUGUUGUGUUUCUUGCAGUCCCUGUCCACGAAACCUUCGUGUUCUUCAGCUUUGGGACCCGUCUCUACAUACUAUAGCCGUGCUCACCUGAGUACCAUUAGGAGUUACAGCGGUAACACAGAAUAAGUGAGUAUUUACAUCCUUCAGAAUGCCCAACUCCAAUGCCAAACUUCAUUCUAACCACAGGAGUGGUCGAGAAGCCAGCAGACGGGAAUUGGUUUCCAGGUCUUUGCAGAGUGCUCAGCAUUGCCUGGAGAACCAGGAUUUUGGAACUGCGUAUGCUCACUAUCUCCUGGUACUAAAUCUAGCUCCUGAGUUAAAAACUACUGUCAAAGAAACAUUUCAGUUUACUCUCUUUAAAUGGGCAGAAGAACUGGAUUCUCUGGCACGGAUUCAAGAUCUGUUUAACUGCUAUGAACAAGCACUUGAACUGUAUCCCAGUGAUGAAGUGAUAUGUAACAGUAUGGGAGAACAUCUCUUCAGAAUGGGCUUCAGAGACGAAGCAGCUGGCUAUUUUCAUAAAGCAGUGAAGCUCAACCCCGACUUUGCCGAUGCCAAGGAGAAUUUUUACCGCGUUGCAAACUGGCUGGUGGAGCGCUGGCACUUCAUCAUGCUCAACGAUGCCAGGAGGAACCUCACCUACCUCAGGGCCAUUGAGAGCGCUGUGCACUCAGGGAGCAAAUCCGUCCUGGAUAUCGGAACGGGAACAGGAAUCUUGAGUAUGUUUGCAAAAAAGGCGGGAGCAUCUUUUGUCUAUGCCUGCGAAUUAUCCAAAACCAUGUAUGAACUUGCCCGUGAUGUGGUGGCAGCAAAUAAUAUGGAAAGAGAGAUCAAACUUCUGCAUUUGAAGUCACUUGAUAUAGAAAUUCCAAAGCACAUACCUGAAAGAGUUUCCUUGGUUGUCACAGAAACAGUUGAUGCUGGCUUAUUUGGAGAAGGAAUUGUGGAGAGCUUGAUACAUGCUUGGGAACAUCUGCUUUUACAGCCAAAGCCUAAAAACCAAGAUAUUAGUGCUGGAGACUAUGGCAGAGUUAUUCCUGCAAGUGCUACAAUAUUUGGAAUGGCAGUGGAGUGCAAAGAGAUACGUAGACAUCACAGAGUGGGAAUGCAAGAAGUUGCUGGUGUGUGCUUGUCAAAUUCAGUGCAGUUUGUCAGUCCCACAUAUGCUGCUGCUGGCUCAGAGGAAACUGUGGAGCCCUACACCACGGAGAAGCUCAGUCGUAUUCCUGGGGGUUACAGAGCCCUCACGCAGCCCUGUCAAGUCAUGACAGUAGAUUUCAACAAUCUGCAGGAGCUGAAAAGCCUGGCAGCUAGAAAGCCCUGGAAGCUAAGCCUGCCAGUCACUGAAGGAGGAAUACUGGAUGCUGUUGUGGUAUGGUUUGUACUGCAGCUUGAUGAUGAGCAUUCUCUAUCUACAAGUCCCAGUGAGGAAACUUGCUGGGAACAGGCUGUGUAUCCUGUGCAGGGCCUCCUUGAUUAUUCUGUGAAGACUGGAGAUACUGUGAUGAUGGAAGUUUGCUGCCAAGACUGCUACUUGAAGAUCCAGAAGAUUUCUUCCUUGCCUUCAGAGUGUGGGAUGGAUUUCAGUGACAGAGACGACACGCUGAGUUUGGGCAAUGAGGCUGAAUUAUGUAAUGCUCUGGCUGGACUUCAGACAAGCACCAAACGGGAUGGCAGCACUCCAGUGUGUGUGCUGGAAUCCACAGAAAUAGCCCUGCUGAAUGACAUAGCUUACCAUGAAUGCUUCAAAGCUGCCAUGAGCAAAGUGCUGCUGUCAUUAAAUCCAAGUAAGGACUUGCACUCCAUGGACGUUGAUGGACAUGGCAGCGGGAUAAACCUCCAAGAGAAUCAAAAUACGAGCUCUCUAGGUGUGGAUCCUGAUGCUUUAUACGUUUUAGAUGUAUCUGAAGGCUUCUCCAUCCUGCCAAUUAUAGCUGGCAAGCUUGGACCAGUUAGAGCCUACAGUUCUGUUGAGAAAGAUCAGCAUCAGGCAGCACUUCAUGUCAUUGCAGAAGCAAACCAUUUCCCUAAGGAAACAUUAGAGUUUUGGCUCAGCCACUUAGAAGAAGAAAGUGUGGUGCUACAGAGACCCAAAUCAGACAAAUUGUGGAGUAUUAUUAUCUUGGAUGUUAUAGAGACAUCAGGUUUAAUCCAGCAGGAGGUGAUGGAAAAGGCUGCAAUAUCCAGGUGUUUACUUCACAGUGGAGGGAAGAUUUUCCCACAGUAUGUGUUGGUAUAUGGGAUGCUUGUAGAAUCAGAGUCUCUGUUGCUGGAGAGUGCUGUUCAAGGAACAGAACCAACCCUGGGGUUUAAUAUAGCCCCUUUCAUCAACCAGUUCAAGGUACCCGUUCGUGUGUAUUUGGAUCUCUCCACAUUACCCUGUGUACCCUUGAGCAAGCCAGCAGAGCUUUUAAGGCUGGAUCUCAUGAACCCUCUGCUGAACAGCCCCAGCAGAGAAGUGAAGGUACAAAUUUGUAAGUCUGGCCGGGUCACUGCCAUUCCCUUCUGGUAUCACAUCCAUCUAGAUGAAGACCAUAGCUUGAACACAUCUGAUGAGUCCUCACACUGGAAACAAGCUGCAGUUGUUCUGGAUGAGCCCAUCCCAGUUCAGGUUGGAGAUGAACUUGUACUUGAUGUCCAACACCAUAAAAGCAAUAUCAGCAUUACAGUUAAAAGGUGAAGACUGUCCUGUGUGAUUUGUGCUUAAUUACCUAUGCAUAAACUGAAUGUUCAGAACAACACUGCUGUUACUUUGUAUUAAAGCCUAAACUUUAUUUACUGAUCAAAAAGGCUUAUUUGUUGCUGUAAUAAAAGAUACUUAGGUUCCA